CGCGGUCAAGUUCCGCAUAACGCGGCCUCGUUCCGUUUAAAUCAAUACCCCUAAAAGCUCCAGUCGUCGUAAGACGCCUUAGAGUAAGAUCCAGGAUUCCGAUUCCCUCGCUCCCACAGCUAUCCUAAUUUCCGGAAGUUUCGGACUAUUCUCCAUUGCAAAAUGGGUGUCGCCGCAUUGCCCGACACUGUGCGCGUUGCUGUAACGCAAGCCGAGCCGGUCUGGCUAGGCCUGGAAGGAGCGGUCGAGAAGACAUGCAAAUUGAUCGAAGAGGCCGCGCUGAACGGGGCGGCCUUGGUCACAUUUCCGGAGUGUUGGAUACCCGGAUAUCCAGCGUGGAUUUGGUCUCGUAGCGUAGAUCCUGAUCUUUCAGUUCGCUACUUGAAGAGCUCUCUGCAACUGGAGUCGCCACAGAUGGAUCGCAUUCGCGCCUGCGCGGCUAGUAACGAUAUCACUGUGGCGCUGAGUUUCUCGGAGAACCUCCAUAACUCUGCGUACAUCGCACAGUCUUUGAUAGGGACAGAUGGAACAAUUCUGUUGCACCGGAGGAAGAUAAAGCCCACGCAUAUGGAGCGGACCGUGUUCGGUGACGGUGCGAAGGGCUCCCUAGACAACGUGGCUAACACCAAGGCCGGACGAGUGGGUAUGCUAGCGUGUUGGGAGCACACCCAGCCUCUGCUCAAGUACCAUACCUAUCUUCAGAGGGAGCUACUUCAUGUUGCAGCGUGGCCUCCUCUUUUCGACCACGAGGAGCAACCACAAACCUUCUGGUCGAUGUCACGCCAAGGGGGCCACAGUCUCUCUCAAACCUACGCCAUCGAGUCGCAGAGCUUUGUUCUGCACACGACUGCUAUUCUCGGCCAGCGCGGAAUUGAUGCCAUGGGUACUGAGUCCGGGGUUCUAUUUAGUAGGCCAGGUGGAGGGAGUUCUGCCGUCUUUGGGCCUGAUGGAAGGAAGUUGACGGAGGAUCUCCCUGAAAAUACAGAAGGGCUUGUUUAUGCCGACCUAGAGACCGACGCUGUACUUAGAGCAAAGUCGUUCAUUGAUGUUUGCGGCCAUUACAGUCGGCCCGAUCUGCUUUGGUUGGGAGUAGUCGACUACGAAAAAAAGGCAGAAGGGGCGACAGAGACAAGGAGCUAGAGCGUCUGAAGUACUGUAGCAUGGAU
This is a messenger RNA of Mytilinidion resinicola, 1166 nucleotides long. Its product is annotated as carbon-nitrogen hydrolase. Gene Ontology annotation, molecular function: catalytic activity. The record is from RefSeq and is a predicted model, not a curated record. The transcript is spliced from 3 exons. NCBI's taxonomy places the organism in Eukaryota, Fungi, Ascomycota, Dothideomycetes, Mytilinidiales, Mytilinidiaceae. The coding region runs from base 163 to 1140 and encodes 325 amino acids.